UCUUAUUAUUUAAGGAUGGCUCUGAUACAGGCUUUGGAUCACCAGAGAAACCUCAAAACAACAAACCUAGCUAGCCGCUGGACACAUCUUGCCAUGAUGUUUCAAAGGCUAUUUCUUCUCCAGUCUUUCUUACUGUUUUCCUUAACCACUGCAACUGCAACUGCAAAACGUCUUAAUACUAUUCCAAGGCUUAGUCCAAUAGGGCCAAGAGUUUGGCAAGACCAGCCUGAUAAAACUACUUCGGGUGAAUUUGAUGGAGAAGAUUUUGAAACAUUUUUUUACAACCAAACACUUGAUCACUUCAACUAUAGGCCUGAAAGCUAUGACAAAUUUCCGCAACGAUAUUUGAUCAAUUCUAAGUAUUGGGGUGGUGCGAAUGUUAGUGCACCAAUCUUAGUUUGUCUGGGUGAAGAAGCACCGAUUGAUGGAGAUCUUGCCGCUGUUGGAUUUCUAGUUGACAACGCUGUUCAGUUUAAUUCUCUCCUGGUGUUUAUUGAGCACAGAUAUUAUGGAAAAUCAAUCCCAUUUGGAUCAAGGGAGGAAGCCUUGAAGGAUGCAAGCAAACUAGGGUAUUUCAACUCAGCCCAGGCUAUAGCAGACUAUGCAGCCAUUAUCAUUCACAUAAAGGAGACACUAAGGGCUCAAUAUUCUCCAGUUAUCGUCAUUGGAGGAUCAUAUGGUGGAAUGCUGGCUUCGUGGUUUCGGCUCAAGUACCCUCACAUUGCCCUCGGAGCCUUGGCCUCAUCAGCACCAAUUCUUUAUUUUGAUGAUAUCACACCACAGGAUGGAUACUAUUCUAUAGUCACCAAGGACUUUAGAGAAGCUAGUGAGACUUGCUACCAGACUAUAAAAACGUCAUGGUCAGAAAUUGAUGAACUUGCUUCCAAACCCGAUGGUCUCUCAAUGCUUAGCAAGAAAUUCAAGACUUGCAAUCCCUUGGCUGAUGCCAUUGAGCUCAAGGAUCACUUAGACACAAUGUAUGCUAGUGCUGCUCAGUACAACAGGCCACCAACAUAUCCGGUUAACGAGGUCUGUAAGGGCAUAGAUGGCGGUGGUUUUGGAGAUGAUAUUCUAAGCAGAAUAUUUGGUGGUCUUGUUGCUUAUAAUGGAAACCUCUCGUGCUAUGUCAAUGCACACACCGACCCAUCUGAAACAACUGUGGGGUGGCAAUGGCAGAGAUGCAGUGAGAUGGCGAUGCCUAUUGGUAUUGGGAAUAAUUCCAUGUUCCCACCAGAUCCUUUUGAUUUAGAAGACUAUAUAGAGAAUUGCAAGAGUUUGUAUGGUGUCCCAACUCGUCCUCAUUGGGUUACUACCUAUUACGGAGGUCAUAGUAUAAAAUUGAUUCUUCAAAGGUUUGCUAGCAAUAUCAUCUUCUCCAACGGGCUAAGAGAUCCUUACAGUAGUGGAGGGGUUUUGGAGAACAUUUCAGACACUGUUGUAGCUGUCAAAACCGUCAAUGGGUCUCAUUGCUUGGAUAUACUUUUUGCGAAGGAAACUGAUCCAGAAUGGUUGGUCACACAGCGAAAGAUAGAGAUCAAGAUUAUUAAAGAAUGGAUUAAUAAGUACUAUGCUGAUCUAACCAUGUUUUAGAUUCAUGCACACACAAAAAGUUGUUACCAAUAAAGGAAAAAAAGGCAGUGGAAAUUGAAAAUAUAUCAUUUUCUUAAUUUUCCCAGCUUAGAUUAAUUCUUAGCCAUCUGCAAUAAGAGUUGUAGAAAAUCUAUAGGAAGUUGGUAUUUAUUUAAAGGGAAACUCUAUGGAAGUUAUUAGUUGCUCAUA
Molecule: messenger RNA, 1779 nt
Organism: Populus nigra (black poplar)
Lineage: Eukaryota; Viridiplantae; Streptophyta; Magnoliopsida; Malpighiales; Salicaceae
Exons: 9
Coding region: 16-1590 (524 amino acids)
Biological process (GO): proteolysis
Molecular function (GO): serine-type exopeptidase activity; dipeptidyl-peptidase activity
Source: RefSeq, a predicted model, not a curated record